AUGUCUACAAUAGACAUAAAGCACAAAUGCCAUAAUGGCAAAAGUGGUAAAAAUAAAUGUAUCUGUCAGAGUGAUGGUCGAAUUGAGGUAAAAGGAGGAACUCUCAAAUAUACUUAUGGGAAAGAGACAGAUUACAAAUAUUGCACACACAGUUUUUUGACAACAUGGAUAGCUAAUCUUAACUAUGGUGGAUCUCCCCUUCAGAUAUACAAUGGAGGUGGACAGUCAAGACAAUUCUCCGAUGCACACCAAGUGAUAUUGGAAGUAACAACUUACUAUAGUGCAACCUAUGACAACGAUGACGAAGAAACAAAGAAGCCUCUUCUACUCAGAAUCAAUGAUAAAAAUGGGUAUAGUUGGUAUUCCAAUGCGGAUGCAGAUUAUAAGAAAGAAUACGAGGGGGAACCUAAAGGCAAACCAAACACUAGAUGGAAAUUUAUCCCAGAUGUAGAAAGUCAGUUUUACCAAGAACAUAUUACUCCAACUCCAGAACUUGAGACACAACUCAAUAGUCUCACCUGUAAACUCCAUGAUCUUCAUUCUGUCAACAUUUAUCAGAACGGCGAUUUUAAGAGAACAUACUAUUGUCCAUGCGGUCAGGCCAAUGUUACCAUAGAACCUACUUCUAAUUAUACUCCAACAGGUGGAUACAUCUGUUACCUGCAUACAUAUGACCCAAAUGUAACAAGGGCUAGAUAUAGGAGUACUCUUCUUGAAUGGAGAAUGAGCAAAAAUGACGAUAAGUACGGUCCAUUUUCACUCAACCAACAAACUCCCACCCUCUAUGUCUUCUACUGGGAUAAAGAUACGGAACGUACAAAGCCUCUUAUUAUUGGAGUGUACGUUGGAAAAGACUCUGGAGGCAUACCCGUUCCGGUUUGUAAUGACGGCUACAGUGACAAUAGUAAAUGGACAAUGAUUCCUGAUAGACUCGGAGAACAUGUAUUUUCAGGGACUCUCCAUGAACAAAAGUGUCGUCUUUUCCAUCCGGUUGAGAUAGAUAUCACCAGUAAAGGACAUUAUAAAAACCCGCACUCUGAAAAGGAAGGAUGUAAGAUGGAAGAAUGUUCUAAGAACAUACAAGUUACUAACUACGGUGGACUGAAUUUGAAGAACUAUACAGCUAGGAAACACACUUACGGAGAGCCAGGAGAGACAUUUACCAUCAUAAAACUCACAGAGGGCCCCUCUCCAAUUGACAUUCUGACAGGAUCCUUUCCAAUAUGGGAUGUUAGGGAAGUAGUAGUAUUUUUUUCCUCAUGUGGUAAUGCUAAAACACCUCUUCUGGUCUAUGUGGGCAGUAAUGAUGAAAAAGCUAGGAAGUGGUACAAGAACACUGAUCCAAAGGGUGAUAAGUGGGAAGAGGAGACUAAACUAGAAGGUAAGGAUCCAAGGGAAGCUGAUAGGAAUGGCAGCCUUGUAAGUACUCUGAGUGAGAUUAAGAACAAGCUAAGACUUAGCUGUUCGAAUGGAGAAAAACUGGUGGUAGCUGCAAACGAAGUACAGCACCAACAACAUACUUCUGUUGUUACUCCAGGUGCAGCUGGAGGAGGCUCUGACGGAGGACUGUGGAAAACGGUCGAUCCUCUUAUCGAUCUUGGAAUUACUGGACUAAAUGUAGCUACUGCACUUGGUACUGUUGCUGUAAAUACAGCUCUUGAAAUAACUGAAAAGGCUCUUAAAAACGUUGCUGGCCCAUCUGACCAAGGUACUCAACAAGGUAUUGGAGAACUAGACUCUGCUACUGCUAACUCACCUGACCUAAAUACUAAUCAAGGUGAAUCUACUAAUUCUGGAGGUGAUGGACUUCAAGGAUCUAGAACUGAUGCUAGAGGACCUAAUGAUCCUGCUCUUACUCCUGGAUCCCCUCAAGGUACCGAAGGCUCUGAAUCUAAUCCAUCUGGUAAUAAUUCUCAAGAUGAAGUUAAGAAAGAAGACUCAUCUGAAGAACCUACCCCUACUGCUCCUCCUGGUCAUGCUGAAGCUCAAGGCUCAGACCUAGCUAAUACUCCUGGUGGACAAACUCUUGCUUAUGGAGGCUCAGACCUUUCUGAAAAGCCUACUAAUCCUGAUCUAAAGAUUGUAGUUGGAGUACCUACAGGCAUUCUUGGUACUUCUGCCUUGGCUUGUUUCUUGGGAUAUAAACUUUAUAGUCGCUAUAAAGGAGAUCCUUGGGUUAGACAGAUUUAA
Theileria equi strain WA is the source of this 2190-nucleotide messenger RNA. RefSeq lists its product as hypothetical. The record is from RefSeq and is a predicted model, not a curated record. NCBI's taxonomy places the organism in Eukaryota, Apicomplexa, Aconoidasida, Piroplasmida, Theileriidae. The transcript has a single exon. Bases 1 to 2190 code for a protein of 729 amino acids.